AUGAAUAGAGUAACUAAAGUACCCUUCAGAUUCCUAUCAUCCAAGGCUGAUAGAUUUGUGCCUAAGAGUGGGGUCUAUCCAAAAGGUUACAUUGUGGGCGGAAUCCAUAGUGGUGUCAAAAAGGAUGGUAAAUCAUUGGACUUGGCCAUAGUUCACAACACCCAGGGCAACAAUGCGGCCGCGGCGGCUGUGUUUACCACUAACAAGUUCAAAGCAGCGCCUGUCCAAGUAUCUCAAAGAAUCAUUAAGGAAACUAAAGGUGCAGGCAUCAACUCGAUUGUGGUGAAUAGUGGUAACGCAAAUGCCGUCACUGGAACCCAAGGAAUGAGAGACGCCGAAGAUAUGGCAUUGGUCACAGACUCAGUACUUGGAAAUGAGCCAAACUCAACGUUAGUAAUGUCAACUGGUGUUAUUGGAAACAACUUGCCCAUCGAUAAAAUCUUGUCUGGAAUACCGAAGCUAGCAUUGAACCAUUUGGGCAAUACCCAUCAAGAUUGGAUCAACUGUGCCACAGCAAUAUGUACGACGGAUACUUUUCCAAAGCUUGUCAGCAAGCAGUUUACAAUUGGUAAAGAUACUUAUACAUUAGCUGGAUUAUGCAAAGGUGCCGGUAUGAUUUGUCCUAAUAUGGCAACCUUACUAGGCUUUUUUGUCACUGAUGCACCUGUUUCACCUUCUGCAUUACAACUGAUUGUCAAAUUUUCUGUUGACCGAUCAUUCAACAGUAUUACUGUAGAUGGAGAUAUGUCAACAAACGAUACAAUCGUAGCAAUUGCUAAUGGUGCAGCAGGUGGUGAGUUGAUUGAUCUUGAUGCUUCUUCUGGGGAGAGGUUCUUGACUAUACAAACGGAAGUCACCGAGUUUGCUCAACAAUUGGCACAGUUGGUUGUUAGAGAUGGAGAAGGCGCAACUAAAUUCAUCACCAUUAAAGUUAAGGACAGUUUAUCAUACGACGAUGCCAAAUCAAUUGCUUCGAGUGUGGCAAACUCCUCUCUUUUCAAAACUGCCAUGUACGGUAAGGACGCUAAUUGGGGUCGUAUACUUUGUGCAAUUGGGUAUGCUGAAGUAUCUAGUGGAGAUUCAGUAAUACCUUCAAGGACAAGCGUCAAGUUUGUACCAGUGGAUGGUAGUGAGAGCUUGAACUUACUUGUUAACGGAGAGCCGGAAAAAGUUGAUGAAACCAGAGCAUCUCAAAUUUUGGAGAAUGAAGAUCUUGUAAUUGAAAUUGAUUUGGGAACUGGUGGUGGUCAGAGCGCUGAUUUCUGGACAUGUGAUUUGUCUCACGAGUACGUCACAAUAAAUGGUGAUUACAGAUCAUAA
Messenger RNA from Lodderomyces margitis, 1320 nucleotides. RefSeq names its product glutamate N-acetyltransferase (gene ECM42). The coding region runs from base 1 to 1320 and encodes 439 amino acids. The record is from RefSeq and is a predicted model, not a curated record. Gene Ontology annotation, molecular function: L-glutamate N-acetyltransferase activity, acting on acetyl-L-ornithine as donor; L-glutamate N-acetyltransferase activity, acting on acetyl-CoA as donor. NCBI's taxonomy places the organism in Eukaryota, Fungi, Ascomycota, Pichiomycetes, Serinales, Debaryomycetaceae. Gene Ontology annotation, biological process: L-ornithine biosynthetic process; L-arginine biosynthetic process. Gene Ontology annotation, cellular component: mitochondrial matrix. The transcript has a single exon.